AUGAGGCAUCUUGUUGGAGAAUCUGAGAAUCAUGCUGAAGGUUCAAUUGUGCGUAGGAGGAAUCAAUAUAGGAAUUUUGACAGAAAUAUGAGGGGCAUACCAAAAUCUAGACAUGUUGAGAAAGACAUGUCCUAUUGUAAGAAGAAGGUGCAUAUUAAAGCUGAUUGUUAUGCCUUGAAAAAUAGAAAUAAAGUUGCUGGUGCAACUGAAAAAGGAAAGCAACCUGCUCUAGAAUAUGGAAUCAGAAUGUUCGAUGAGGCGAUCAGGACACUUACAGAUGUAAGGCAUGUUCUAGAAUUGAAGCGGAAUCUCAUAUCUUUGAGUGUACUUGACUCAAUAGGUUAUAGAUAUAUUGAUAAAGCUAUUGGGGAUGCAACAGUUUCUUCUUCUUCUUUAACAGAUGAUGAAGUUACAAAACUUUGGCAUAUGCGGCUUUGGCAUAUGAUUGCCAUUGAUAAAAAGACACCAGAAGAGGUAUGGUCUUAUAAAACUUUUUGCUAUUCUGAUUUGAAGAUUUUUGGGUGUCCUGCUUAUGCUCAUGUGGAUAAUGGGAAGUUGGAGCCUAGGGAUAUAGUAAUUGAUGAACUUGCAAUGGUUUGUGGUUCAUCUUUUGGGAAUUCUGAUAAAACUAAGGAGCAUAAUUAUUCAACUCAGAUGGAGUUGAAAAUUGGUUCAGAGGAACAAUUAGAGAUUGCAGAACAGUCAAUUGCAUACCAGUCCAGUUCGAGGUUAAUAGAUAGUAAUAUCUUGCCUACUUUGCCAACACCGCCAGCACCAUACUAUUCUAUGGCUAAUGAAAGACCUCCAUGGAAGUAUGGGAAGCAGAUUUGGUAG
This is a messenger RNA of Fraxinus pennsylvanica, 834 nucleotides long. The record is from the annotation of a GenBank genome assembly. NCBI's taxonomy places the organism in Eukaryota, Viridiplantae, Streptophyta, Magnoliopsida, Lamiales, Oleaceae.